CACCGGAAGGUUCGUCACAAUCCUCGUCUUCUUAUUCUUCUCGACUUAUGAGGCGGUGGUAGCUUGUCUUUCGUCGUGGUGGGCACUCAGAAUUGCGUUGUGCCGAGCAAUACCACUAUCUCUUUCCACGUCACCCAAAACCGACUGGCCGAGCAACUCAAGUUGACCUUGGUUUUACUAGAAAUGCAGCGACUGCGCCAUAGUAGCAAAAUAGCAUACUUCACAAUUAUCAGUCAAUGAGCGACGAGCAUCCAAAUGGCUUUGGACGGCCAUUCUUCAUUGUAACAUGGGUCGAAUUUGGGUUGGCGAUCAUCUUCAUGAUCGCUCGAUGCGUUGCUGCGUCCAGACUUAUUCAUAAUGUGGCGAAAGACCUGUAUUUGGCGAUAGCAACAUUUAUCCUGGGAGCUGCAAGCAUGGCGAUGAUCACUGUCGGAGCUACAUACGGGCUUGGUCUUCCGCAAGACAUGCUAACAUUCAACGAGAGCAAGAUGGCACUACUAUAUGGCUGGGUUAACCAAUUGAUUGCCCUCGUUGCGAUUGGGUUGGGGAAGCUUACCAUUGUCGCCUUUCUCGAACAAGUCCAGGGUUAUCAGACCAAAGCCAGAAGCAUAUUUCUUUGGUCUUUGGCGGGCAGCAACCUCGUCAUGAACUGUGUCGCUGCCAUCCUCAUGAUGCUUCAAUGCUCGCCGAGGAGGAUGCUGUGGGAAGCAUAUGCUAAGGGGUAUUGUCCCUAUCGCAGCCGUAUACAGGUAUUCGGUUAUAUUCAAGGGCCUUGGUCCGCUGUUUGCGACUUUGCACUCGCGUUAUAUCCCGUUUCUUUCCUUGCUCGGGUCCACGCUUUCUCGAUAGCGACUCGGAUCGGUCUCUGCGUACUGAUGGGAUUUGGCGUCGUGGCGGGGGCAUGUGCAAUAGUAAAAACUGUUCAAUUGACUGUUCUGACGAAAAUCGAAGAUCCGAGCCAACAGAUCGGAACAGUCAUUGUUUGGAAUCAAACCGAAAUGUGGGUCGUAUUCAUUGUCAGCUGUAUACCACCUACUAAAGUGUUCUUCAAGCAUGUAUAUCGCCGAAGUUCUAUCCGACUAGGCUCAUUUGUGGACCAAAGGCGGCCCCGGGAACAUGAGACGAAGCAGAAUGAGUCGAUGCAAUCCAGCUGUUAAGGCCGGUCAAUACGAG
Molecule: messenger RNA, 1173 nt
Organism: Aspergillus neoniger CBS 115656
Lineage: Eukaryota; Fungi; Ascomycota; Eurotiomycetes; Eurotiales; Aspergillaceae
Exons: 6
Coding region: 237-1157 (306 amino acids)
Source: RefSeq, a predicted model, not a curated record